UUAUCUGUACUCAACUUUGACAAUAAAAUUAUAACCUCAACGAUACAUAAUCAAAGAAAUUAAUAACAUAAACAUACAAUCAAAAUAAAAUGAUAAAACCAACGGCUUUGGUAAAUUUGGUUUCAAAAAGAGGAAUUUGUUUGACUGCAGUAAGAGAAGGUAAAAGAAAUUUUCGAAAAUUCGUCAUAGCCAAUAAAAGAGGCUCAAGGAUCCACAAGGAGCAGCAGAUGUCAGAAAAAAGAGAACUAGAGAUUGACAAGCGAGGUGUACGUGAUGUUGGAUAUUACAUGAAUGGCAAAUUCGUCAAAAUACCAGAAAUGAUACCAGAAAUCAUUGUGCCUGAUUUAACAGAUUUUAAACUAAAACCAUACGUAUCUUAUAAAGCCGAAGAUGUUAUACAAAGUGAAUUUACAGCGGAGCAUCUUUUUAAUGCAAUUUAUAGCAAAAAAAUUGCCACAGAUUUUAAAGAAGGCAAAUUAGAUGCUGACGGUCAACCACUUGAGCCCUCGGAGGAAGAAAAAAUGCAAGCAGAUGAGGCUGUUCUAAAAGCAAAGAGAACUGGUUCAGAUAUAUUUUAAACGAUGUAUAGUUUCCUUAGAAUAUAGUUAUUUAGUAAAUGUAAAUUAAAUUAUGUUUAAAACUG
This is a messenger RNA of Papilio polytes (common Mormon), 643 nucleotides long. RefSeq names its product 39S ribosomal protein L41, mitochondrial (gene mRpL41). Gene Ontology annotation, biological process: translation. Gene Ontology annotation, molecular function: structural constituent of ribosome. Bases 90 to 578 code for a protein of 162 amino acids. Lineage: Eukaryota; Metazoa; Arthropoda; Insecta; Lepidoptera; Papilionidae. The record is from RefSeq and is a predicted model, not a curated record. Gene Ontology annotation, cellular component: mitochondrial large ribosomal subunit. The transcript has a single exon.